Molecule: messenger RNA, 1783 nt
Organism: Ornithodoros turicata
Lineage: Eukaryota; Metazoa; Arthropoda; Arachnida; Ixodida; Argasidae
Product: monocarboxylate transporter 4-like
Exons: 6
Coding region: 237-1565 (442 amino acids)
Biological process (GO): transmembrane transport
Cellular component (GO): membrane
Molecular function (GO): monocarboxylic acid transmembrane transporter activity
Source: RefSeq, a predicted model, not a curated record
GCCAAUUACAUCGCUCCUCUUGAAUGACGUAAUUCGAGAUAGGCCUCUGCGUAUACCUACCACAGGUCCAACCACCAUAACAGGUAGGCAUGACACUUGAGCCACAACCAACAACGUCCCGGUUAUACCGCGCCACAAUUACGCAUGUGUUCCCAGGCAAAGCAGCCGCAAGUCAGCCGGCGCAUCCUACCGCUGGUUCGAAUGACAGACUGUCUGGCUCCUGAGCAUAGUAUAGGAUGGAUUGUCGCUCGGGGAUCGUUGCAGCUGCCUGCCUACUCGUCACCUUUUUAACGGCAUUAUCGGUUAGGACGCUAGGAUUGUUCUACGUGACAUUCCUUGGCCACUUUAACUGGACAAGGGAACAGGUGGUGUGGCCCGUGUGUAUGGUCACGGCGCUACUGAAUUUUGGAGGCCUUGUACAUGCCAUCCUCAAGCCAAAGAUAUCCUGCAGCUUCCUUGCUUUGUUUGCCAGCAUUGUACAUGCCUUCGGUGUGUUUUCCGCAUACUUCGUAGACACUGUUUCCAACAUGGUUCUCACCUUCGGUAUCUUUACAGGUCUUGGAGCUGGAGUGGUGUUCAUCGCAAUGGGUGCUUUCAUUAAGGACUAUUUCGACGAUCGGAUGCGGAACCUGGUGCAAAGUGCUAACGUCAUUGCCUUCUGCAUGGCUGGUUGCGUUUUCCCAAAAGUUUUGCUGGUGACACGAAUCGCGUACGGCUACGACGGAUACAUACUCGUUAUGGGAGCGCUCCUGUCAGUUGUGCCGGUGCUUUGUUGUCUCCUGGAGUUUUGCAGAAGAAAAAAUGUUCUUCAGCAGCAACCGCCGUCCACCAUGUGCACGAUCACCAUGUCCCACGAAGCAUUGGCAAUGCCUGCGUCCAAACCUCCACGACCACAGUACGGGUCUAUCUUCCGCGCUCCCAUGUUCUACCUGAUCACCGUAUCAUAUGCGGUGUUCAUCUACACCUUCACUUUCUUCAUGUCGUCACUUAUCGACGUCGCCUUCGACAAAGGAAUCACUCCGACGUACGCCAUAACCAUCGUCCCGCAGUAUUCAGUAGCAGAAAUCGUUGGAAGGGUCGUGGUUCCCGCAAUUCUGCCCACCAAGCAGCACCGCCGUGUGAUCUUCAUGGUUGACUACCUGGUGAUCGGCACUGUCCUCCUUCUGGUACCGCUUACGUACAGCUACGUGACCCUGCUGUUUGCUUGCCUCAGUAUGGGAGUGUUCAACGCGUCGGUGAUAGCCCUGCAGGGUGUACUCGUUGCCGAUUACGUUCACAAAGAUCUCCAGCACUUCGCCAACAUUCUCAUCAACAUACUCACGGGUUGUUCCUUCCUCACCAAACCCUUUGUCGCAGGCUUCUUCAGAGACGUCUUGGGUUCGUACGGCCCAAUGCAACAGACGCUCGGUUCGCUGGUGCUGCUCAGUGGCGUCGCUUGGGCCAUCGUCAACUGCGCCAGGGUAGCUUCCUGGAGAGCUAUUUGGACUAAGGAUAUGCACGAGCCUCAUAUACAUGAACCUAUAGAUGUAGGCCUUGUGAGCUACCAGCUCCUUUAUGGGUACUAAUGACUGUAUGCAGAGCAACGAGCCCAAUAUCUUGACGAAAUGUUGGCUCGACAACAGGAGUACUGGUGAAAUACUGGACUAAUACUAUAGUCAAAUAUUCCGAAUAUUGGGCCAAGAUGUCGUGCUGCUUGAGUAAGUCCUCGACAGAAAGAGAGAGCGAAAAAAGAGUAAAAUUCAUUCUUGUCGUUGAUAAUGACAAUAAAAUAAAAUGAUUUCCC